Colletotrichum higginsianum IMI 349063 is the source of this 2013-nucleotide messenger RNA. RefSeq names its product Sulfate permease. Gene Ontology annotation, biological process: transmembrane transport. Gene Ontology annotation, molecular function: secondary active sulfate transmembrane transporter activity. Bases 1 to 2013 code for a protein of 670 amino acids. Lineage: Eukaryota; Fungi; Ascomycota; Sordariomycetes; Glomerellales; Glomerellaceae. The transcript has 4 exons. The record is from RefSeq and is a predicted model, not a curated record. Gene Ontology annotation, cellular component: membrane.
AUGCCGAGCAACGUCGGACGAACGCUGGCCAAGGGCCUUGGCAUCGACGUCGACGCCCGGUACCGUAACGAGCCUACCGAGGUCGUCCAGUCCGCCGCCGCCUCCUUCCGGUCCGUCGAGCAGUACGAGGAGAGAGAGCCCACCAUCGCCGAGUUCCUCCAUGCCCACCGGCCGACGGUCCACGGCGCCGUCGCCUACCUCAAGAGCCUGUUCCCCUUCUGGUCCUGGAUUUUCCAUUACAACGCGACAUGGCUGUUGGGAGAUGUCAUUGCCGGUGUCACGGUCGGCUUCGUCGUCAUCCCCCAGGGCAUGGCGUACGCGCUCCUCGCCCAGCUGACGCCUGAGUACGGCCUGUACACGUCCUUCGUCGGCUUCAUCCUCUACUGGGCGUUCGCGACGUCCAAGGACAUCACCAUCGGCACCGUCGCCGUCAUGUCGCAGCUCGUCGGCAACAUCGUGCUGCGCGUGCAGGACUCGCACCCGCAGUACGGCGGGCCGCAGAUCGCCCAGGCCCUGGCCGUCAUCUCGGGCGCCGCCAAGUUCAAGAUCCUCGGCAAGGUCCCCAGCGGCUUCCAGCACACCGGCGCCCCCAACAUCGACACGGAGCUGCUGUCCGCCAUCGCCCCGGACCUGCCCGUCACCAUCAUCGUCCUCAUCAUCGAGCACAUCGCCAUCUCCAAGUCCUUCGGCCGCGUCAACAACUACGUCAUCAACCCCUCGCAGGAGCUGGUCGCCGUCGGCUUCACCAACCUGUUCGGGCCCUUCCUCGGCGCCUACCCGGCCACCGGAUCCUUCUCCCGCACCGCCAUCAAGUCCAAGGCCGGCGUCCGCACGCCCCUCGCCGGUAUCUUCACCGCCGUCAUCGUGCUCCUGGCCCUCUACGCCCUGACGUCGGUCUUCUUCUACAUCCCGAUGGCCACCCUCGCCGGCCUCAUCAUCCACGCCGUCGGCGACCUCAUCACGCCGCCCAAGGUCGUGUACCAGUUCUGGGAGGUGUCGCCCCUCGAGGUCUUCAUCUUCUUCGCCGGCGUGCUGCUCACCAUCUUCACCAACAUUGAGAACGGCAUCUACCUGACCAUGUGCGCCUCGGCCGCGCUCCUCCUGGUGCGUCUCGCCAAGGCCAAGGGCCACUUCCUCGGCCGCGUCCGCGUCUACCGCGCCACCAAGGACACGACCGGCAAGGGCGUCCCCUUCAACGACCAGGGCGAGGCCAUCGAGAUCCCCUCGCGCGAGGCCUACGUCCCGCUCGCCAAGGACGACGGCACGAACCCCAACAUUGACGUGCAGAGCCCCUACCCGGGCGUCUUUGUCUACCGCUUUGGCGAGGGCUUCAACUACACCAACCAGGCGCACUACAUGGACAGCCUCGUCGCGUACGUCCAGAAACACGCCCGCCGGACGAUCCUCGACCGGUACGAGAAGCUUGGUGACCGCCCCUGGAACGACCCCGGCCCGCGCCGUGGUGCCAAGAUCGACAUGGACGACAACCGCCCCAUCGUCCGGGCCAUCAUCCUCGACUGCUCGGCCGUCAACAACAUCGACGUCACGUCCAUCCAGGGCCUCAUCGACGUGCGCAACCAGCUGGACCACUACGCCGAGCCCCAGGUGGUCGAGUGGCACUUCGCCAACGUCAACAACCGCUGGACGCGCCGCGCCCUCGCCGCCGCCGGCUUCGGCUUCCCGUCGCCCAAGGACGAGAACAACCUGGGCCGGUGGAAGCCCAUCUACAGCUUCGCGCCCGUCGACUCGGGCUCGGGCCACGAACCGCACGUCGCGGCGCCGCGCAGCCGCGACGAGGAGGAGGACGUCAUCUCGCCGAGCAAGGGCAACAACACCGACGGCGCGGCGCAGGUCGUGGGCCGCGGCGACGGCAAGCUCGCCGCCGUGCAGGGCAUGAACAGGCCCUUCUUCCACAUCGACAUCGCCGCCGCCGUUGAGAGCGCCAUCCUGAACGCCGAGAGCAAGAGCGAGGGCCAGACGUCGCCGGCGAACUCGGUCAUCAAGAGCGGUUAG